AUGUCAACAAAUCCCCAACCCACAUCUUCCGAUCUAGGAAGCGGCGACGAUGUUCCAACAUCCAUUGCUCCACCACCUCGUCCAUUAUCUCUCACAGAUACCACAUAUCAAGGUGCAUCUGAUGCAGAAAUGGGCGUAACAACAACUUCUCUAAUUCAUGUUCAUGAUGAUGAAGUCACUGAGCAAUUGCGAAUUCCUGAGUUAUCUAAUGUUGUCUCUUGGGAUAGUGAUUCUGAUCCGUUGAAUCCGAUGAAUUGGUCUACGAGUAAACGUUGGGCUAAUACGGUUGUUAUUUCUAUUAUGACUUUUUCUACUCCUCUCGCUUCAACAAUGUUUGCACCCGGUGUCCCACUCGUCAUGGAUGAAUUUCAUUCUACAAAUACCAUUCUCCAAACCCUCGUCGUCUCAAUCUUCGUUCUAGGUUUCGCCAUGGGUCCUUUGAUCGCCGCCCCCAUGUCUGAACUCUAUGGUCGCAAACCCGUUUAUCUAACUACUAAUUUCUUAUUCUUGAUCUUUACACUUGCUUGUGGUUUAUCAACUGAUCUCACCAUGUUGAUCGUCUUCCGAUUCUUCGCAGGAUGUGCUGGAGGUGCUCCGACUGCACUUGGUGGCGCGAGUAUCGGUGAUAUGUUCCCAAGAGAUCAACGCGGUAUUGCAAUGGCGAUAUGGGGUAUGGGACCAUUGCUAGGACCAAUCGUAGGACCUAUCAUUGGGGGAGUUCUAGCUGCAGGAGCGGGUUGGCGAUGGGCUUUUUGGUUGGAGGCUAUUAUUGCUGGUCUUACAUUUAUAGGUGGAUUUUUCCUCUUGCAGGAAACAUAUCCCGUGGUGAUUCUAGAAACAAAAACGAGACGCAUCAUCAAGGAGACAGGAGAUACAUCGAAAGUCUCAGCAUUACACCAUAAAGAUUCCCCCUUUCAACAUUUCACCAAUGCGAUUAUUCGCCCUCUCAAAAUGUUAUUCCUAUCACCCAUCGUCUUUCUCCUCUCAGUCUAUUACGCCGUACUCUUCGGGUACCUCUAUCUCUUCAUCGCCACCUUCCCCACCACAUUCUCUCGGCAAUAUCAUUUCUCGAUGGCGACGACGGGUCUCGCCUAUCUAGGACUGGGCUGUGGAAUUGCAAUUGGACUUUUUAUAUCAGGCAAGGUGUCUGAUCCGAUAUUUAAAAUGUUGACGGAGAAGAAUGGAGGGGUGGCCGAGCCGGAAUAUCGUUUGCCGACGUUGAUGUUGACGAGUCCGUUGAUUGCGGUGGCGUUUUUUAUUUAUGGGUGGACGGCUCAGUUGAGGGUUCAUUGGAUUGUACCGAUUAUUGGGACUAGCUUUUUUGGAAUUGGUAUGAUUCCUGCUUUUCUCUCAAUCAACAUGUACCUAGUCGACAGUUUCCCCACCUACGCCGCAUCCGCAAUCGCAGCCACAAAAGUCUUUCAAUCAAUAGGAGGAGCAUUCUUACCAUUAGCUGGUCAGCCGCUCUAUGCAGAACUUGGAUUGGGUUGGGAUGUUAAUUAG
This is a messenger RNA of Sclerotinia borealis F-4128, 1503 nucleotides long. Lineage: Eukaryota; Fungi; Ascomycota; Leotiomycetes; Helotiales; Sclerotiniaceae. The record is from the annotation of a GenBank genome assembly.